Molecule: messenger RNA, 1913 nt
Organism: Salvia miltiorrhiza (redroot sage)
Lineage: Eukaryota; Viridiplantae; Streptophyta; Magnoliopsida; Lamiales; Lamiaceae
Product: 3-ketoacyl-CoA synthase 12-like
Exons: 1
Coding region: 301-1713 (470 amino acids)
Biological process (GO): fatty acid biosynthetic process
Cellular component (GO): membrane
Molecular function (GO): acyltransferase activity, transferring groups other than amino-acyl groups
Source: RefSeq, a predicted model, not a curated record
CCGUGCGCAAUUAACUAAUUCAUGUGGCUUGCUGAUUCGUAAAUACUAGGGUUUUGUGUAUGAUAUAAAUUAGGGAAAGUCACACACAAUAACGAGUUGGUGGAAGUUGAGAGAUUCAAUUAGUGUUUCUAAGUCCAGGGUCACAUGUUUCCCCAACUCUUUAAUAACACCAUAUAAUCUCCAUCCAUCAAACCAAAGAUCCUAAAUAGAAAAUAGAAAACACAAAAAAUAAAAUAAAAACCACACACUAUUUAUUUCUACUCCAUUUCUCCCUCUAUCCAGCUAGCAGAGAUUUUGGAGAUGAAUCUUGCUGUCGCCAUGUUAUUCUACUGCCUCUCUCUCCUCUCUCUACUCUACUUGAUAUGGAGAUUCGUGGACGGCAAGAGGCACCGCAACUGCUACAUCCUUGACUACGAGUGCUACAAGCCCACGGACGACCGGCGGCUGAGCACGAAAUUCUCCGGCGAGGUGAUCCGCCGCAACAAGCACCUGGGCCUCAACGAGUACAAGUUCCUCCUCAAGGCCAUCGUCAGCUCCGGCAUCGGCGAGGAGACCUACGCGCCCAAGAUGGUGUUCGAGGGGCGCGAGGCGUCCCCGUGCCUCCGCGACGGCCUGCUGGAGAUGGACGAGUUCUUCCACGACAGCAUCGACAAACUCCUCCAGCGCAGCGGCAUUCCCCCCGCCGAGAUCGACGUGCUGGUGCUCAACAUCUCGAUGCUGGCCACCGUCCCCUCCCUCUCCUCCCGCAUCAUCAACCGCUACAAGAUGAGGGAGGAUGUCAAGGUCUACAACCUCACCGGCAUGGGCUGCAGCGCCAGCCUCGUCUCCGUCAACCUCGUCCACAGCAUUUUUCAAACCCGCCGGAACACCCACGCGCUCCUCGUCACCUCCGAGUCCCUCAGCCUCGGCUGGUACACCGGCAACGACCGCUCCAUGAUCCUCGCCAACUGCCUCUUCCGAUCCGGCGGCUGCGCCAUGAUCCUCACCAACAAACCCUAUCUCAAGGAGAAGGCCAUGUUCAAGCUCAAGACCCUCGUGAGGACUCACCACGGCUCCAGAGAUGAAUCCUACGACUGCUGCAUACAGAAAGAAGACGACAAAGGCUUCAUAGGGUUCCACCUCGGCAAGAAUCUGCCCAAGGCCGCCACGCGCGCCUUCGUCGACAAUUUGAAGGAGAUGGCGCCGAGAAUCCUCCCCAUGCGCGAGCUCCUCCGCUUCUCCGCCCUGCUCCUGAUGCGCAAGGUGCGGCAGAAGUGGAGCAAGGCGGGGCCCGGGGCGAGGCCGCUGAUCGACUUCAAGACCGGGGUGGAUCACUUCUGCCUGCACACGGGGGGGAAGGCGGUGAUCGACGCGAUCGCGCAGAAUCUGAACCUGAGCGAGUACGACGUGGAGCCGGCGAGGAUGACGCUGCACCGCUUCGGGAACACGUCGGCGAGCAGCCUCUGGUACGUGCUGGCGUACAUGGAGGCGAAGGGGCGGCUGAAGAAGGGGGAUAAGGUGUUCAUGAUAAGCUUUGGGGCGGGAUUCAAGUGCAACAGCUGUUUGUGGGAGGUGAUGAGGGAUUUGAACGGCAGGGGGAAUGUGUGGACUCAGUUUAUUGAUAACUAUCCCUUGAAGAAUUUGGCCAAUCCUUUCAUGGAGAAGUUUGGAUGGCUGCAUAAUGAGGAUCCCGAUACCUUCUUUGUUCCUGAUGAUUAUGAAAUACCCGAUUAAUUCAUUUGCUUUUUUUUCCUUUUCUUAUAUCAUCAUUCUUGCCCUAAUUAAUUUUGUUUUGUUUGUUUUCUCUCUUUCUAUUGGAGGUUUUACUGGUGUUGAUGCAUACACUUGGAUUUAAAGUGGAAGAUACAAUUGUUGUUUGGACCUCAAAACUUGUAUCCUAUUUCAACAUGUUUAUUAUACGAUUAACGAUGCAA